Morone saxatilis (striped sea-bass) is the source of this 2457-nucleotide messenger RNA. RefSeq names its product carboxypeptidase Q-like. The transcript is spliced from 11 exons. Gene Ontology annotation, molecular function: metallodipeptidase activity. Gene Ontology annotation, biological process: proteolysis; peptide catabolic process. The coding region runs from base 141 to 1595 and encodes 484 amino acids. The record is from RefSeq and is a predicted model, not a curated record. NCBI's taxonomy places the organism in Eukaryota, Metazoa, Chordata, Actinopteri, Moronidae.
AAAGCACCGGAAGUGUUCCUUGUUGCUGUCAUGCAAGCUGAAGUCACGAGCACGGAAACGGUGUUAGUAGUCCGCUUUCAUCGCGUGUGUGAAAACUGUAUGAAGUCUGAUAUCAUCAACGAGAACAAAGACACUGAAGGAUGGGUCAGAGAGGUGGACUGCCCUUCCUCCUCAUGUUUCUCUCCAUGCUGUCACCUCUGUGUGACUGUCACCCUUCUGGAUGGUCCAUGAGAUCAAUGGCUGCAGCCAGGACUGUGUCCAAUCAUACUGCAAGGCAAGUGUCUGACAUAGCUGCAGAGGUAGCAGGCUAUGCUGAUGUGGCCAAACAGAUUAUUGACCUGGCUGUGUUUGGAGCUGCCCAGAACCGCUCUUACAAAAGACUGGCCGACUUCACCGACACCAUUGGGAACCGCGUCAGUGGCUCACACAACCUGGAGAUGGCUAUCAAGUACAUGUACAAUGCUAUAACACAGGACGGGUUGGAUGUACAUCUAGAGCCAGUCAAAAUCCCACACUGGGUAAGAGGAAAAGAGAGUGCAGAAAUGAUUCUUCCCAGGGCCAAAAGUCUGGCCAUUCUUGGACUGGGUAGCAGUGUAGGGACACCACCUGAAGGAAUCGAGGCAGAGGUGUUGGUGGUUGAGUCUUUUGAGGAACUGAAGCGUAGAGCCAGUGAGGCCGUAGGGAAGAUUGUGGUUUUUAACCAGCCAUUUGUCAGCUACGGGGAGACUGUGGCUUACCGUGCUUAUGGUGCCUCUGAGGCAGCCAAAUUGGGAGCUGUGGCCACCCUCAUUCGAUCUAUUACACCAUACUCUAUUAACAGCCCGCACACAGGUUUGCAGGACUACCAAGACGGAGUGAAGCGCAUCCCUACGGCCUGUAUCACCGUGGAGGAUGCCGAGCUGAUGUGGCGUAUGGCACAGAGGGGGCAGAAGAUCGUGGUCAGACUCACAAUGGGAGCCAAGACUCUGCCGGAUGCCGACUCGUUUAACACAGUGGUUGAGAUAACAGGCUGGCAACACCCUGAGCAGGUCGUCUUACUCAGCGGUCAUCUAGACAGUUGGGAUGUGGGCCAAGGUGCCAUGGACGAUGGAGGUGGAGCCAUGAUUUCCUGGGAGGCCCUGUCUCUUAUUAAGGACUUAGGUUUGCGUCCAAGGAGGACUUUGCGAACAGUGCUGUGGACGGCUGAAGAGCAGGGCGGAAUCGGUGCGCAGCAGUACUAUAAUCUACACAAGGUAAACAUGUCCAACUUUGACCUGGUCAUGGAGUCCGACUUGGGGACGUUUACUCCGGUGGGUCUGCAAUUUACUGGCAGUGAUGCAGCACGAAAGGUGAUGGAGGAAGUAGUCAAACUGUUGGCUCCCAUUAAUACGACCAAACUAGAGACACAUGGAGAAGGGACAGACAUCUCGCCGUGGAUGCAGGCAGGAGUACCAGGUGCUAGCCUCCAUGUGGCAGACAGUCGGUACUUUUGGUUCCACCACACUGAAGGUGACACUAUGACCGUUCAGGACCCUCAAGACAUGAACCUCUGCUCAGCAUUGUGGGCUGUGGUUGCCUAUGUCGUGGCAGACCUAGAGGACAUGCUGCCCAGGUAGCCAGUUAGCACACAGGAUGCUGAGCCUCCGGUGAACGUGAAGCUAGGAUGAUCCCUGAACCACAGCUUGACUGGUUUUACAUAAACUUGAUAUUGAAUGGAUUGAGUUAAGAAUGUUUUGUUUGCAAAUUGAAUGUGAUUUAUCCUUGGAUAAACAAGAGAUAUUGAAUAAUAGUAAAUCAAAACAUUGGUAAUCACAAAAAAUAUUUUUUCUUUAAAUGAAAACCCAAUAGAUUUAGAUAAUGUUGUAGCUCAAGGCUGUGUAAUGAUUAUCUGGAAUCUGAAGCAAGCUAGCUUAAGUCCAGUCUGGACCAAAGUCAGGACAAGUAAUGGUUUUAUUGAAAAAGCAACAUAAUAGAUGCUUAUAUGAUCAUACUACAUAAUGAUUUACAGCAGAGAACAACAGAUUUAGCUUAGAAUGAUGGAGAAAUUGCACCUUUUUUCAAGUAAAAAGCAGAUUUUCAAAUGUUGCUGAAUGCUUUCAAACAAGAACAAAAGUAUUCCCUUACUUCUCAGGUAUUUCGCAUUUCUUUGUGCCUUCAUAUAAAAAGGAUGUCUGAGAGUGUAGGAAAAAAGUGAGAGAAUUAGAAAGUAUAUUUUUUGUAUAUUUUGUAUAUUGUUAUUUUAUUUUUUCUCAGUAUGCAGUUGUGCUUUGAUUGUAAGCUUUCUGUCAAAUUUCAGGGUUACUGGAAAGGGCAUAUUUUAAAGUUUUUUCAAAUCUGUUUUUAGAUCAUUCUGGUAUAGGUUUGAUCCUGCCUGAGUUGUGCUUAACUGUGGUAAUUUACAGGAUGACCUGUAAUAUUUUACAUCAUCAUUGCAGUGUUGCAAUAUAUUAAUAAAGUAUUAGUCAUUGCUUUACGCCA